AUGUCGUCUUCUUCUAAGUGGCGUGGCAAGGCUACAAUCCCUAUCCAUUUCUCAGCCAUUAUCUUCAAGAAAACUGAUCUUCAGACUCUGAAAAUAUCAAGUAAAUUUACAAGGAGAUAUGGAGGUGGUUUGUCGAAUCCAAUGUUUUUGAAGCCUCCAGAUGACACCAAAUGGGAAGUGAAUUGGACCAGAAAAAAUGAUGAGGAGGUUUGGUUCCAAAAGGGUUGGAACAAAUUCACUGAAAACUACUCCUUAGAUCAUGGCCACUUGAUUGUUUUCACCUAUCAUGGAAAUUCACAACUUGAUGUUCACAUCUUUGACAAAUCUGCCUCUGAAAUACUCUAUCCGGGGUUAAAGUUAAACACUACUCCUACUACUGCUUGUGAUGAUGAAAAGAACAUCAAACUUGAUCUCAUGCACAAUGAUGAUGAUGAUGACUCAAUUGAGAUUUUGAAGCCUUGUAAACACAAACGCAGCAUGCUAGUGUUGGUUCCUCAACCUUGUAAUAAAAGAAUGAAAGAUGAGAAGAAGAAGGUUGCUGAAAGAAGAUCAAGUUGUUCAUCAUUGAAUUGGCCAAAGCAAGAAAGAGCACAGGAAGUAGCUAUGAACUUCGUGUCUCAUAAUCCUUUCUUCACAAUGUUCAUAACCCAUGUCCAUCUAGCACACUACAAAGCGGCUGUGCCAAAUAUUGAAGAGUACAUUAUUGAUGAGGAGGAGAAGAAUGUGGAUCUGAAAAUUGGGGAGAAAUCGUGGGAAGUGAAACUGAGGCGUUGUAGCAAGUCGUCAAAUUAUCGGUACUUUGGUGGUGGCUGGUCCUUGUUUGCACAGGAGAGUGAAUUGCUUCCUGGAGAUGUUUGUGUCUUUGAACUCAUCAACAUGCACCCUUUGCAGUUUAGGGUUCAUGUUUUCAAAAAGCGGCAGACUUAG
Molecule: messenger RNA, 927 nt
Organism: Arachis stenosperma
Lineage: Eukaryota; Viridiplantae; Streptophyta; Magnoliopsida; Fabales; Fabaceae
Product: B3 domain-containing transcription factor VRN1-like
Exons: 4
Coding region: 1-927 (308 amino acids)
Molecular function (GO): DNA binding
Source: RefSeq, a predicted model, not a curated record